Naegleria gruberi is the source of this 1365-nucleotide messenger RNA. RefSeq lists its product as uncharacterized. The transcript is spliced from 2 exons. Bases 1 to 1365 code for a protein of 454 amino acids. NCBI's taxonomy places the organism in Eukaryota, Heterolobosea, Eutetramitea, Acrasida, Naegleriidae. The record is from RefSeq and is a predicted model, not a curated record.
AUGUCCUCCUCCAAACAAUCAGAUAAUAACACUAUUGAAACUCGUCAAUAUGAAAUUGAUGAUAGCAUAACUUGUCUUCAAUUUGAUCUCAUUUCGAAUAUUCAGAGGAAGGAAAAGCAAAUUGUAAUUGCGUUGGAUGUUUCUGGAUCGAUGCGUGGUCAAGGAAUUGAUCAAGCAAAGAUUGCAAUUUCGAAUUUAUUUGAACAAGUUGUCGAUACACCAGAUGUUGUAUUGAUUACCUAUGAUACCUCUGCAGAGUUGUAUGAUUUGAGGAAGAAACCAGCCGAAACUAGACAAUCAACUCUUGAACAGAUUCAAGCUGGUGGAGGAACUGAUUUUACCUGUGUAUUUGAGGCCAUUUCAAAUUUAGACAUGUUUAAUCGUCAAUCUGAGGUUGCAAUCUUGUUUUUCACCGAUGGACAAGAUGGAUCCAGUCAUAAGAGAGAAAAAGCCAUUGAACAGAUGAAGAAAGUUCUCGAAACUAAAACUCAAAGUUUCGAAUUUCACACCAUUGGUUUCACCUCUAGUCACGAUGUUGCAUUAUUGACCCAAAUUACUCAAUUGGGUUCAGUUCAAGGAACUUUCCAAUAUGUGAAAGAUGCCAAUGAAAUUAAUCAAUCGAUGGAAAAUCUCAUUGGAUUAUUGACCUCUAAUUCAAGUGUUGGAAUCUUAUUAGGUCAACUUGCAACUGGUCUUGUUUCGAAAUUGGACGAAUCCUUCCGUUCCAAUAUUUUACCAUUCAUUAAGGUAGCAUCAGAGUAUUUGAAUGAAAAGGAGGAUAUUUCUGAUAUUCACUCAAUGGUAAAUAGCAAAUCUGGACUCAUUUGUUUAUUGAUUCAAACUGUCAACUUUCAAACUCCAAACAAGAAGAAAGUUGCCAUUGAAAAGGGAGAAUAUUACUCUCCUUUCAAUGAAGAAGAAUCAAUUAAAUUUAUGAAAUCCAUCACUCAACUAAUAAUUAGCAAAAAGAUUAGUAUUUCCAUUAAUCAUUUGAUUAACAAUUCUGCAUCCUAUGAAACUGCUAAUCUCUUUAUUCAAUCUGAGGAUGAAAUUGAAGCUGCUGGAAUCUUGCAUGGAAACUUGAAGGGAUCUGUUCCAUUCCACAAUUUAGUCAACUCAUUCCAAUCCUCUAAAAAUAUUCCACUUGUGAAAGAAAAGGUCAAGAUGUUAAUUACUGGUUAUUACAAACAUGUAAGAUUGACCUUGGAUAAGGAUGGAGCUGAAUGGAAUGCAAGAAACAGAUUCUGUUUCCGUGUUUGGAAGAAUAAUAGAUCUGCCUUUGAAAGCAAGGAAGAAGUAAUCUCUUUAUUUGGAGAGAAAUAUCGUGACUAUUUGGUUACUGUAAUGAGAAUUUUCAAAAACUAA